Molecule: messenger RNA, 1536 nt
Organism: Phytophthora sojae
Lineage: Eukaryota; Oomycota; Peronosporomycetes; Peronosporales; Peronosporaceae
Exons: 3
Coding region: 1-1536 (511 amino acids)
Source: RefSeq, a predicted model, not a curated record
AUGAAUUGCCGUGUUUCUAGGCCGUCGCCCAAAAGGAGUUUAUCGUGCGCGGGCCUGGACGAUCUUGACGAUCUACUCCACGGCACUGACAACACACGCGCACCUCCGAAUCGGAAACGCCACCAAAGCCUCACUAACGACAACAACCUCGCAGCUGCCAGCUUUGCAACGCCAUCUUCCCCGUCAGAGCGUGACUACCCGCCACCCCCGGCUUCCUAUCCUGGAGCGCUGCGCCGACCCGACUUGCCUCCGUUCAGCGAGAGUACUGAUGCGUUCCAAUUGGUGCCAUCUUCCUCGUCAACGUUGGAUUCUCGAUACCGUCAAGCAUCGUCAAAUCAAGUCCAGACGACUGAACAUCACCAGGACGACCAGGACAACAACUAUGAAGAAGAGCAUAGCCACGAUUUCAACAACGAGUUCCAUGGCAGCUAUGGUGGUGCCCACGACUACAAGAGCAGCUUCUCCUUAUCCCAAGAGCCCCAGGAUGUGUUCGAGCGCAGGCUGAAACUGGACCACGAUGCGCUCUCAGCGAAGCGCUUUGACCACAAUGUUUUCCUGCCACCAUCGCACCGAUCGGCUAGUGAAUGCUCCCCGCGUGAGGAAUUUCUCGUCCAGGCCUUUGGUCCUAGUGGAUUCAAACUGCAUGGAGAUACUUCGGUGUCGAGCAACGAUGAGCUGGAUGGGAGUUUCAGUGACGAUAGCAGUAACAACAACAGGGAACAUGAUUCACCAGGUCACGGCGCCGAGCUUGCGGAUGCAGAUUCCGAGCUGAAAAUGUCUUUCAACGAACUGGAGGCCGACAUACGUGGUGCUAUGCAUCAGCAUCCGCAACAUCAGCAGCAACACGCAGCACGACUUCCCGAGUUGGUGGAGAUACCCCAGCAAUCGUUUCCUUCGUCUUCCCAUGGACCUUUUGGGCUGAACCGCAGUGCCGGCUACAGCAGAAGUAAUCAGGAAAUGCACCGUGCUCCGCUAUUUGGCCAACCGCAAGACACUCGCCCACACCUCGUCCAGGACCCGAAAGAAUCGAGGUAUUUUCCUCGAGAGCAGCAGCACCACACGCCUUCAUCCCAGGACAAGUCGGCUCAUCAAGGCCAAAGUAAAGCUGGCGGUAGUGCUCAAACACCAACAAAGUGGCUUCGCGACGAGGACGAACGGCUUCGUGUCGCAGUGGCGCGCUUUGGCGGCAAAAACUGGAAGAUGAUCGCAGAAACGCUGGGAAAUGGGCGCACAGACGUCCAGUGCCUUCACCGCUGGAACAAGGUGCUGAAGCCAGGUCUGAUUAAGGGGCCCUGGACUCCUGAAGAGGAUCGAAUUCUGACAAACCUCAUUACGCGCUACGGUGUGGGGAAAAUUCGUUGGUGCGAUCUCGCGCUGCAUUUGCCUGGGCGCAUUGGGAAGCAGUGUCGAGAGAGAUGGUGCAACCACCUCGACUCGCGUAUUCGCAAGGGCCAGUGGACCCCCGAGGAGGACGACAUGGUGUUUCGUUGGCAGCAAAAAACCGAUUCAACUCGGCCGCGCGCCGCAAGUGGCUGA